Pseudomassariella vexata is the source of this 1939-nucleotide messenger RNA. Its product is annotated as Alpha/Beta hydrolase protein. The record is from RefSeq and is a predicted model, not a curated record. The transcript is spliced from 6 exons. The coding region runs from base 152 to 1900 and encodes 582 amino acids. Lineage: Eukaryota; Fungi; Ascomycota; Sordariomycetes; Amphisphaeriales; Pseudomassariaceae.
CUUCAUCGGACCUCAGAACCCGGGCUUCAACCCGAAGAUUCGUAAACUCAAAAUUCUCUUGUCUUGUAAUUUCGUUUAUAUCGUGGUAUAGCCAUUCAGUGAUGGUACAUGAGCAGCAACAGAAAAGCUGAUUCCGCAAUCAGUUCUUUUCAUGCCUCUGUUCGUCAUCAUGUCGAUCAGACUAGCAUGUACGGGACGUAGACUGAAGGUGCCGCACCUGGCAUCUCUUCUCUUCCUUCUCUUCCUCUUCUCAGCGGUCCAAGCCCAAAUCGACCCCCAAGUCACGGUCCUGAAUGGUACCUACGCUGGUCUACACCUCCCAGAAUUCAACCAAGACGUCUUCCUAGGCAUGCCGUACGCCCAAUCCACAGGAGGGCAGAACCGGUUCCGAAUUCCGCAGGCACUGACGGGGUCGUGGAAUGGGACUCGGGACGCUAAGCAGUAUGGUCCCGCGUGUCCGGAUGAAAAUGUCGAGGUAGAUGGGGUGUAUGGGAUGGGGGAGGAUUGUUUGAGUAUCAAUAUCGUGAGGCCGGAUGGAGUUGAAACAGGAGAGGAGGUUUCAGGAUUGCCGGUUGUGGUUUGGAUUCAUGGGGGCAGUUACCAGGCCGGCACGAGUGCGCUAGAUUAUUAUAACCUGACGUACUUGGUUCAGAGGUCGGUUGAGGUGGGCAAGCCGAUUAUUGCCGCUAGUAUUAAUUACCGGAAAGGGGGUUGGGGAAUGAUGUACUCGAGGGAGAUUCAGGGAUCUGGAAACGCGAAUCUUGCAUUGAGAGAUAUGCGUAAGGGGCUCGCGUGGGUUCAAGAGAAUAUUGAGGCCUUUGGGGGCGACACCUCGCGGGUCACGAUCUGGGGCGAGUCUGCAGGAUCUUUUGCGGUUGGUCAACUGCUGCUGACUUAUGGUGGCCGAACUGAUGGGCUCUUUCACCGGUCUAUCCAGGAAAGCGGCUCUGCUACAACAGCAUGGUACAAUGGCUCAGACUGGUACCAACCCAUCUACGACAAGAUCGUGGACCAAGUCAAUUGUACCGACGUACCAGAUACACUGGCUUGUCUCCGUACUGUCGACUACGAAGUCUUGUACCCCUUUAUGGCAUCCUCCAAAGUAAAGGGUCCAGGUUUCUAUCCCACAGUUGACGGCGAUAUCAUACCCAAUUAUCCCAGCAUCCUCCUCUCCACGGGCAAAUUUGCCCACAUCCCGCACCUGUACGGCACCAACUCUGACGAAGGCACCGACAACGCCCCCUCCGGCGGAAUAAUCAACACCGACUCUGACCUCCGUACCUACCUCCAGCAAGCCACCGGCUUUGACUUUCCCCCCUCAGUCAUAGACCACAUCAUGACCCUCUACCCCGACGACCCCACCGUCGGUAUUCCCCUCAACACCGGCACCGAACGCUUCGCCGACAAAGGCUGGCAAUACAAGCGCAUCGCCGCCAUACUAGGCGAUGUAUUCUACCACGCCCCUCGAUUGUUCGACGUGCGGAAUUACGUCAAGUACGGGGACGAGACGUAUGUCUACAGAUUUAACACGAGGGGAUUUGUCAAUGGCACGAAUGAAACGUAUACCGAUUUGAGCGGGGAGAUUGCCCCAGCGUAUAAGGGGGUUGCACAUUUUAGUGAGGUGGCGUUUGUGUUUGGGAAUCCGAAAUAUGUUGGGCCGUGGUCGGAUUAUGAGUCCUUGAGUAAGCAGAUGGGGGAGCAGUGGGUGAAUUUUGUGUAUGAGGGGAAUCCGAAUGGGUUGUACUUGCCAGAGUGGCCCAUCUAUGGUAGUCGAGGGGAACAGGGGGUGAAUUUGGUUUUGCAGACGGAGGCGCAGGGGGGAAGUUAUGUGGAGGAGGAUACGUAUCGGUUGGAGGGGAGAGAGUAUUUGAUUGAAUGGGCCAGGAGGAGGCAUGUUUAAGGAAGUGAGAUCAGCGUUCACGGUUGUGAGCAGAGGAUU